This is a messenger RNA of Maniola jurtina (meadow brown), 1065 nucleotides long. It is a transcript of the gene Rack1, whose product is annotated as guanine nucleotide-binding protein subunit beta-like protein. Gene Ontology annotation, molecular function: ribosome binding; translation regulator activity; protein kinase C binding. Gene Ontology annotation, biological process: rescue of stalled cytosolic ribosome; positive regulation of protein phosphorylation. Lineage: Eukaryota; Metazoa; Arthropoda; Insecta; Lepidoptera; Nymphalidae. Bases 34 to 993 code for a protein of 319 amino acids. The record is from RefSeq and is a predicted model, not a curated record. The transcript has 5 exons. Gene Ontology annotation, cellular component: nucleus; cytosol.
GUCAAGUGGCGCAGGCCGCGGUGAAUAUUGAAAAUGACUGAAACUUUAAAACCAAGGGGUAUCCUUUGUGGACACAAUGGUUGGGUUACGCAAAUUGCAACCAACCCUAAAUAUCCGGACAUGAUUUUGUCAUCCUCUCGAGACAAAACCUUGAUCGUAUGGAAGUUGAUGAGGGACGAAACUAACUACGGAGUACCUCAGAAGCGUCUUUACGGACACUCCCACUUUAUCUCGGACGUAGUUCUGUCCAGUGACGGAAACUACGCUCUUUCUGGUUCGUGGGACAAGACUCUCCGACUUUGGGAUCUCCAAGCCGGAAAAACCACCAGGCGGUUCGAAGACCAUACUAAGGAUGUACUAUCAGUCGCCUUCUCAGUGGACAACCGUCAGAUUGUAUCUGGUUCUCGGGACAAGACAAUCAAGUUGUGGAACACCCUUGCUGAGUGCAAGUACACCAUUCAAGAUGAUGGCCACACUGACUGGGUGUCAUGUGUCAGAUUCUCACCUAACCAUGCCAACCCCAUCAUUGUGUCUGCUGGAUGGGACAGGACCGUCAAGGUUUGGCACUUGACCAACUGCAAGCUAAAGAUCAACCAUCUCGGUCAUUCAGGCUACCUGAACACAGUGACGGUUUCUCCCGAUGGUUCCCUCUGUGCGUCCGGAGGCAAGGACAUGAAGGCCAUGCUGUGGGACCUGAACGAUGGCAAGCACCUCCACACCCUGGACCAUAAUGACAUCAUCACAGCACUCUGCUUCUCACCUAACAGAUAUUGGCUGUGUGCUGCAUUCGGACCCUCUAUCAAGAUCUGGGAUCUGGAAAGCAAGGAGAUGGUUGAGGAGUUGAAAUCUGAAGUCAGCAACCAGCAACAGACCACGAAGACAGACCCACCCCAGUGCCUCUCCCUUGCCUGGUCUACCGAUGGACAAACCCUGUUUGCUGGCUACUCCGACAACAUUAUCAGAGUCUGGCAGGUUUCAGUCUCAGCGCGAUAAUUUUAAGGACAAUAGAUUUCAUUUAUUUUUGUCCUCAAAACAAGUAUAAAAAUAAAUGGAAUUGACUGAUGA